Messenger RNA from Polistes canadensis, 1393 nucleotides. RefSeq lists its product as uncharacterized. Gene Ontology annotation, molecular function: DNA binding. The record is from RefSeq and is a predicted model, not a curated record. NCBI's taxonomy places the organism in Eukaryota, Metazoa, Arthropoda, Insecta, Hymenoptera, Vespidae. The coding region runs from base 217 to 864 and encodes 215 amino acids. The transcript has 4 exons.
UAUAUUUCUAGUCUACGUUCAUAUAAUUUCGUAAAUCUAUGAUUUACCAGAACUUUCGAUGGCCCUUCUAACGUACUAUUUCCGGUUAUAAAUAGAACCCUUGACCCUAAACAUAGGAAUAGUUCAGCGUUCUUUCUUUGUAGCUUCACUCAUCUAUACUACUGAAUAAUAAUCGUUGUUUUAAUCUGAGAUUUUGUCAAUUUUUCGAUUGAAAAAAUGGAAUCUAAAGAGAAUCUAACAAUAGCAUUAAUCAAAGAAGUAGAAAAAAGAAGAAUUUUAUGGGAUCCAAAGCAUAAGGAUUAUGAAGUUAGAAGUAAAAGAAGGGAAACGUGGAUCGAUAUAUGCUGCCAAUUAAUAAACAAUUACAAGGAGUUACCUGAACAUAUACAAGAUAAACUUUUAAGAGCAACAAGACAUAAAUGGAUGACCAUUCAAGAAAUGUAUUUUGUAGAAAAUCCAUUCAUCGAAAUGGAUUUCGAUGAAGCAAAUGGCUCAUUAUCACCUUUAGGAAAACUGUUAUACUUUAUAAAAGAUAUUCCACCUAUGAUGAAUAGUUGGUAUCAUGCAAAUCUGGAAAGUGACGAAAUGUUUAAGAAUGAGAAAAAACAAGGAAUAACAAUUGAAUCAGAAACGGGAAAAAAGAUAGAUGUUUCAGAUGUUUUAGGCAAAUAUUUAUCAAGUAAAUUGAUGGAAACGGACGAGGAUUGGGCAUUUCUUAAUAAAUUAUUAGAGUUGAUUAAAUCAUUAGAUGAGGAAGAUAAAUCUAAAUUUCGUAAGCAAAUAUUCAAAUGCAUAAAAAAGAUUAUAGAACAAAAAGAAUUCGACCUAAAGCCUAACUCUGAUUUAAUGAUUGGGAGCAAUUAAAGCGGACAGUGAAGAUAAAAAAAAAACUAAACAGAAGUUUACCUCUACUCCUGGAUCAGAUCCAAGGUAUAGAUAAAUGUAAGCUAUGAAUAUAAUAGAUCAACUUUUUAAAAAAUUGUUAUACAACGUAAUAAAGAUUUCAACAACAAAAUCAAACAUUACGAUGCUAUGUCAUGUAUACGGAUUUUUAUCGAUGCGAACAUAUUCUUGGGGAAGGACACGAAGCAUGCACGUGGUUUAAACGAGCUUUUCAUUCUAUUUGUCCGAAUGACUGGAUUCGUAAUUGGGAUGAGCUUCGUAUUAGUGGAAAAUUACCUUGGCACAAAUAUUAUAAUCAGGGAGACUUCCCCGGCGAUAAAUAUGGCGUUUAAAAAUAUUUCAUGUAUCUCUAAUCUUUGAUUUAAUAUUUUCUAUUAUUUUCUUAUAUAUUAUGUACUUAUAAUCUCUUAUUGUACUUAUAAUCUCUUUUUUCAAAAAAGAAAUAAUAUUCCAUGUAAUAUUUGAUAAUUAAUAAAAUACAUUUAUAUAU